Molecule: messenger RNA, 880 nt
Organism: Trematosphaeria pertusa
Lineage: Eukaryota; Fungi; Ascomycota; Dothideomycetes; Pleosporales; Trematosphaeriaceae
Product: putative GNAT family acetyltransferase
Exons: 1
Molecular function (GO): acyltransferase activity, transferring groups other than amino-acyl groups
Source: RefSeq, a predicted model, not a curated record
AAUGACCCCUUUGUCCCCUGCAAUCAACCCUCAUACUCAUUUCCUCUGGACCGAGAAGCAUUCACCCACAAUGUCGAUCAAUGUACUCGUCCAACCAGUCGAUAGUCUCGAUGACUUCACUCAGAUUUACCACUGCUUUAGCGAAGCUUUUGGUCGCCAAAUCAAAGAAUCGAUCUGGAUAGCCAUGAAUCCGAACUGGAACUCUCCUAAAGGCCAAAGAGAAGGCGCGUCCAGGCUCCUCGAGCGCUGGCGAUCCGUAACCAAGAAUAAAGAGGGCCAUUCUAAUACCGUCAUCUUGAAGGCAACUCUGCGGGAUUCCCAAGAUGGUUUCAGGCUCAAAAUCGUCGGCGCGGCCAUCUGGACUCAAUUCUCCUUCGUGGACGGGUACGGAGACUUGCCGACGGACAGCCCUGCUGGCCUCGAGACUUUGACUCCAACCGAGAGGCGCUUCGCGAGCCAGAUGUAUCGCGCGCUAUGGAAACGCCGUGUUUCCCUCGCCCGGGAAAAAUCGAAAUCGGACUUGCCCGCUAUGUUUACACUCGAUAUCUGUGCCGUCGACCCAGCUUUCCAGCGAAGAGGUGUUGCGGGAAAGCUGGUAGCAUGGGGCCUCGAGGAGGCGAAGCGGAGGGGGAAUUUAGAGUGCACGACUGAGGCGUCAGCUAUGGGGCGGGUUGUGUACAGGAGGCUUGGAUUUGGAGCAGAGGGUGCUGGAGAGGAUAUUGUGUUUGAUGUCGACGAAGAAUUCAGAAAUCGCGAUAUGCCGGAGAUUGUGUUCAUGCGUACUUGGGCUAGCCAAUGAGAGGCGUAGUGAUAGCGUUGAAGUGAAUUGGCAUGCAUCGCUACUGGAUAGAAAGUUGAAUUGAUCUGAUUCGUAAACCUG